AUGCCGUCAAAUUGGCUCAACGGUCACUGGUUUUACAUUGCUAAUCAUAAUAGCAAUCCACACGAUGGUCGUAUACGGAUCCAUGCUGCGACACAGCAAAUAAUUCGGCUAAGACAGCACCACGAUAGUUUUGAAUCUGCCUCCCAUAAUCGUCACCAACGAAUUUGGACAACGAUAGCAACUUCGUUGCUCAACGGAGGAUUUGUGGCCACUUCCAGUCAAUGGCGAUAUAAAUGGUACUCGUUGAAAUUUUACGAGAACCUUAAAGAUUAG
Molecule: messenger RNA, 273 nt
Organism: Funneliformis geosporum
Lineage: Eukaryota; Fungi; Glomeromycota; Glomeromycetes; Glomerales; Glomeraceae
Source: the annotation of a GenBank genome assembly